CCAAGCAUCUUAAAUCACAUUUUUGAGUUUUAAAAAGCUUCGUCCAGUAACCACAGAGGUGAUACAUGCAUAAAAUAUAUAAUAUUUCGCGAGGAGUUGCCGAACGUGGGACAGCUUUCAGUAGUAACUGCUGAAAAGAUUUGUGAAUCAUUGAACGCCAUUUUUGAUUCGCGAAGAUCUGCUUUCGAAACUUCUUACAAGAGGUACAUUUUGGCACAGCUGUUCGAGUCAAACCGUUGGAACUAUUUGCAGCCAUAUACAGUUUAGGAUUUAUCAACUUCUUCGAGUGAGACGUGUAAAAUAGCGAUUUCCACAAGCUGGAAUGCGAAUGGUCGCUACAUCUAGUGGUGAGAACGUUAAUUUUGCGGAACGCGAGCUGGAACACUUGAAGACGGUAUAUUUUGACAGCUGUUUCCUCAAUGUGAAGUUUGAAUUCGCCAAGAUUUAUUAAUCAGCCUUGUGAGAAGGUGCUUUGUGGAAAAGAGACAAUUUACACGAAAUGGUGAGCAAGCUACAGACAUCAUAUAGAAUGCGAGAAAUUUCGAAGGCUGGUUUUACAGAGUAAAUACCAUAAUUGUUACGAAACUAGAGCGCUACUGACCUGUGAAAGAAACUUCAAGGUUCGGGUGGAUUCGUGAAGGUGAAAAGAAAUUGAACUCGUUUGAACGACAAUGUUACCGUCUUCGCUACACUUCGACUUUCGUCGAAUGGUAUAUAUUUUAGCCUUGUUAUGGGUUGUUGUUUUGAGACUCAGUGUUGUCCAUGCUCAGAACGACUCGUCCAUAGUGUCGAACUCACUUUGUAUUCUACAAUGUCCUUCUGGACACCACUGCUUUAACAGUACCGUAGUAACUACGGUCAUAGAGUUGGGUCACAACGGCCAUAUUUGCACAACUGCGGGUGAAUGUUACGGAGAGAGUGACCCGUUAGGAUUUCUUCCCGGGCCAAGACAAAAACCUCAAACAGUUGUGUAUGGAGAUACUGUUGUCAUUAAACCAAAAGAGAUUGGGGUAAAUUUCCUCAAUGUGUCCAGAGACACCUUCCAUAACUGUGACUCAGGUGGACAACUUUUUCAAAAUUUUACUUCAUCUCAAUUCCAAAUUCCAUCAAAGUAUUUAACUCCACCAGGGAUCAAAUAUUUUAUUGCAAAAAAUGAUGAUUUUAGUUGUAGUUUUGGCAUAAGACUUGAGCUAUAUGUGCGCAGUCGUCAACAGCCAAACUGUACGAAUCCAGCCUUGCCAAACCUGGGUGUCUGCAGUGGAGUAGGUCUUUGUAGCAGUGCCAGUCAGACCUUUUUUACCCGUGAUUAUACAUGUGUUUGUUGUGAUGCAUACAAAGGGAGAUACUGCGAGGAACUUGACAGUUGUCACCCAAGUAGAAAUCCAUGUAAAAAUGGUGCAACAUGUACAGAUAUCAAAGAUGGCAUUGCUGAUAGUUUCAAUUGUACGUGUAUACCUGGAUACACGGGAACUUUCUGUGAAACAAAUAUUGAUGAAUGUAGCUCCAGUCCAUGUGUCAAUGGAUUUUGUGUGGAUUACAUCAAUGCUUACUCAUGCUUGUGUGACCCAGGAUUUAAUGGCCCAAACUGUCAUGUUGCCAUUCCAGACCUAUGUGCCAAUAACCCAUGCAAAAAUGGUGGAUCAUGUGAACGAUCUGGAACUAAACGUCAAAACUACACUUGUACUUGUCUCCCUGAUUUUACUGGACGAAACUGCACAGAAAAUGUCACUAGAUCAUCAAGUCUGUCAACCUCUACAAUGCUUUCUAUAACAAGUAUAUCGACAAUUGUGUUUCCUACUUCAUUUAUUGGGAAUUUUAGUUUUGUUAUGCAAAGUGUUUCCUCAUCUGUAGUUCAUGCCACAAGGUUGUCAUCUUCAGUUCCCAAGUCUUUGUCUCAAGGAAGCACAAUGAUUACUGGCACCUCAGUGGUGGGAACAUUGUGGCCAACAGGAUCCCAAAGGAUAUCAUCACUUCCGGGGUCAGUGAUUUCUAGCACUGAAUUAGAAAUAGCACCUUCACCUUCAAUUUCAUCAUUGACUUUUCCACAGUCAGUUUUGAGCACUGCAAUUAAUUCUUCAGUUGAAGGCAUAUUUACCUCAAAUGUAUAUGAAUCAUCUUUAGAAGCCUUCUCCACAUCUGUUGGAACUUUUUCACCAGCUGGCCCCUCCAUGCAGACUAGAAAUAACACUGUUAGUUCAGUUACCAAGUCAAAUGCAAUCAUGGAAAGUGUCGUAACUAAUUCAUCCUUGGCUCCAUCAUUGCACUUGACAUCAUCAUUGCACUUGACGUCAUCCAUGUAUGUGUCUGCAUCUAAUAUAGGACCUGUUUCAUUCUUUUCUUCAUCAUUACCAGCAUCACAAGCAGUUACACUAACCAUCACACUUUCCAGGAGCACCUCUACGCUAUUAGGACCAGAUGCAUCUUUGUUGUCAUCAGUAUUGGCAUCAUCACAAGCAGUGACACCAACCAUUGCAAUUUCCAGGGGCACCUCAACACCAUCAGGACCAGAUGCAUCUUUAUCAUCAUCAUUAUUGGUAUCAUCACUAACAGUGACGCCAACCAUUGCAAUUUCGAGGAGCACCUCAACACUAUUAGGACCAUAUGCAUCUUCGUCAUCAUCAUUAUUGGCAUCAUCACAAGCAGUGACACCAACCAUUGCACUUUCUAGAGAUACCUCAACACUGUUAGGACCAGUUGCAUCAUUUUCUUCAUCAUCAUCCUCAUCAUUACCAACAUCACUGGCAGUGACACCGACCAUUGCACUUUCCAGGAGCACCUCAACACCAUUAGAACCAGAUGUAUCUUUAUCGUCAUCAUUAUUGGCAUCAUCACUAGCAGUGACACCAACAAUUGCACUUUCUAGAGAUACCUCAACACUGUUAGGACCAGUUGCAUCAUUUUCUUCAUCAUCAUCCUCAUCAUUACCAACAUCACUGGCAGUGACACCGACCAUUGCACUUUCCAGGAGCACCUCAACACCAUUAGAACCAGAUGUAUCUUUAUCGUCAUCAUUAUUGGCAUCAUCACUAGUAGUGACACCAACUAUUGCACUUUCCAGGAGCACCUUGACACCAUUAGGACCAGAUGUAUCUUUAUCUUCAUCUUUCUUGGCAUCAUCACUAGCAGUGAUGCCAACCACUGUACUUUCCAGGAGCACCUCAACGCUAUUAGGACCAGAUGCAUCUUUUUCUUCAUCAUCAUCUAUAUUAUUAUUGACAUCAUCACAAGCAGUGACACCAACUGUCAUAUUCUCUGGGAACACUUCAACAUCUUCAGCUCCUUCUAUGGCAUCUCACUUUGAGGUAACGACGCCUUUAGCUAUCACAACAGGCCUUCCAUCAAUGUCUACUGUCUCUUUCAGGUCAACCACUGCAAUAUCUUCGUCAAUGAGUACCUCAUUUGUUUCAUCAUCUGUGGUUCCAACAAUGCCACCCAUUCCAACCACUGUACCUCUGAUUAACCAGACAUGUGUUCAUAAUCCUUGUAACAAUGGAACAUGCUUUAGUGAGCCAUACUUACAGUUUGAGUUCCGCUGUGAAUGUUCUUAUCCAACAGUUGGACCUGUUUGUCGUGGUGUAGCUGAAAGUGAUCUUCACUUCCCAGCUUUUGGAAAGAACUCUUUCCUGGAACACAAGAGUAUAUCAUUUAAUAAUGAAAUCAACAGGAUUGACAUAACAUUCAAGACGAAUGCAUCUGAAGGUCUGCUGCUCUUCGCUGCCGAUUCCAAAAAGCGGGGUGAUUUUAUCCAGCUUCAUGUCACUGGUGGUAAACUUGAGUUCCGAUUUGAUCCUGGUGACAGUUUAGUGUACAUUCAAAGCAACCAAAGAGUGGACACUGGUGAAAUAAUAACAGCAACAGUCACGUAUGAUAGUUCGUCCUCACCACCUUUUGGCACUCUACAAGUUAACAAUGGUGCGCAACUUAUAGGUGUUGUCAAGGGAAGACUCCGGGGAAUACAGUUGUACAAUAACUGGUAUGUAGGAGGUGUCCCACAAGGCUUUGACAUGCGCAGUGAGACAAGAGGUAAUUCCGCCCCAUCAACAUCCUUUGUUGGGUCAAUAAGGGAUGUGCAAGUGAACGGAGAGACAAUAAAUUUAUCAGAUGCUGAAAAUUGGUUCAACAUCAAUGAGGGUGAUAUGCCAGCCUGCCAGAGAAUGCCGUGCCAAAAUAACGGAAAAUGCACAGAAGUUGACGGCAAUGUACUCGAUUACGAAUGUAAUUGCACAGCGGACUAUGAGGGGAGAAAUUGUGAAGUACACAAGGCCUGCAAAUCAGAGAAUUGCAAUGGAGGGGAGUGUAUACCUAAAGAAUCAAAUCCCAACGAUUUCAUUUGUCUGUGUCCUCUGGGUCGAGUGGGUGUGCAGUGUCAAACAGUUAUUGACAUAACAGUUCCAUUGUUCACCAUUGUACAAGGCUUCCCAUCAUAUUUAGAGUACCCAGUACCCAAGGAUGCAGUGAACAGCUUUCACGUGACCUUCCUCUUCAAACUCGACAAUUCGUCAAAAUCUUGGAACGAUAGCCUUUUAGUUUACAGCGCUCAGAAUUCCUUUGUAGGGAGCGGGGAUGACUUUUUUGCAAUUGGAUUGAAAGACAACAAGGUCUUACUGCAAUAUAACGUUGGUAGUGGCAGUGCAAAGAUCUACAGCGAACCAGUGGACAUGCGCAGAGAGUGGCAUGUAGUAGUCUCAGGGCGAGAUGGGCGUCAAGGCUGGCUGUACGUUGACACCCAACCUCGUAAAGAAGGCGAGUCUCCCGCGCCACUUGUGGGACUCAACUUGUUUGAGCCACUUUACAUCGGCGGUAUUCCCAACACACGUCAGCUUCCUAGUACGCUGGAAUUUAAAACCGGAGGAUUUCAUGGUUCUAUAUAUGACGUAGGCAUUAGAUUCGCUAAAGGAACUUCAUUCAUCAAACUUUCAACUUCGACAGGCAUGGCCGACGCAGCUAAUGACUGGGCGGUUGUCAAGGGAAGAAAUGUCGGUAAUGAAAGCUACAACGAAUGUAACACCCUCAACCCGCCAUGCUUCAAUGGAGGAAACUGCACUCAGGAAGGGGCCACAUUUAUCUGUUCCUGUCCAGCGGAAUGGACCGGUUUGUACUGCGGUAAUCAACGCCUGCCAUGUUAUGGUUACAGUCCGUGCGUCAGUGGUUCAUGUCGUCCUGAUGGACUGAACACCAUUUGCGAUUGUCCUUUGGGAAAGACUGGACAAUUUUGCAGUCAAGACAUCAUAAUCCAAACGCCGCGGUUCCAGAAUUUUUCAUACAUGAUGUUUGCCAAGACAAACAUAAGAUCUACCACACAGAUCACGAUCAGAUUUAAACCGGAAACGCUGGAUGGCAUUCUGUUUUAUGUGUCCCAUGAAGAGCAGAGCACGACUGGAGACUUUUUGUCCAUCAUUCUACACAAUGGUUUUGUCAAGUUGAGAUAUGACCUUGGCAAGGGCGUCGGCGAGGCAGUGAGUAACGUUACAGUCAGUCUGAACACGUGGUACACGGUCAAGGCCAUACGAAAUGCAAAAAAUGGAAGUUUGGCUAUCAAUGAUGGUAACCCUGUGUACGUUACUUCGCCUGGGUCGGCUGUUGCUCUCGACGUUCGGUCCAAUUUCUACUUGGGAGGGGUUCGCAAGUUGUCCAAUGUCAAUCCUAGAGCUGUGGACAACGCGGCGUCCUUUGUACAAGAUUUUUCUGGCUGUAUUGAUUAUUUUGAGGUGAAUGGAAUCCUAUAUUUUCAGCCGAAUACUGCUCCAGUAGAAGGAAGAAAUAUUGCUAACUGCCCCGAACAGCAAGUUGCUUAGAUUCAAGUCCUGCUAAGGGAAUGGAAAUUGCCAUGCCGUCCCAGAGGGAGCUAAUCAAAUCUGAUUUUGUACGUCAUUUGAUGUUCAGUGAAAUAUCCGAGUUCCUGUUCCUAACCGAUAUAAACAGCUGUUAUUGUUUGAUUCAUAACUUGAUUCCGAAAAAAGAAUUGCUGUCAAUCUCCGAUGAACGUUUUUUUUUUAUCUUCGUAAGUGACAGUGAAGAAGCCAAUCAAAUGAAAUCUUAUCUUCACUCGAGGAAACCAAUGUCGAUAAACUAGGCACAACGUACGAAAAGUGUCGCAUUAGCGAGAAAUGGAACUGCACGUGCGAGAGACAAGCGCGUUGCGUGACACGAGAAGGCUUUCAAGAAGCUAAAUAUAACUUAUUGACAGUCUCAAGGGUUUAUGGUAUAGUUGUGACUGUAGUGAAACCAGUCGUGACACAUUCUGUUGUCAACUUUACGGGAUCACACAAUUGUUAUCUGUGUAAUGACUUCCUCACGAAAGAAACCUUGUGAUCUUAAUCAAUGAUGGAGGUUGCUUCGUCAGUACCAGUAUCGAAAUUAGCCGUGGAGCACAAAAUUUUCUUGAAAUGUUAUAUGCGCUAUGUUGAGUUAUGGCUGUAAAUGCUCUGAAAUCCUGUUUGAAGUUGAACGUAUAAGGAAAAGAAAUUCAAUCGUAUAAAACUUGGCAUCGAUUAGAUCCGAAAAAAAAUCCAGGUUAAACUCCAGCGAAGUAACAUUAUUUGGAACCUUCCCAACUAACUCAGUUCAGACUGGAGUCUUUAACCCCUUAAAAUCUCGAUUGUCGAUUGCCUUCUAAAUUUGGAGGAAAGGCAUAUGACUAUAGGGGCUGUUUAUUCCAUGUAUUGCUGAGAUCAUGGUGCUGUAGAGCCUAAAGCAACAUUAUGAUCGUACAGUGUGAUUUAAACCGUGAUUGAUGGUGCCAUUUUUUCAUUGUAUAAGAAUUACCUCGAUUACGUUUUAAAAAUAUUAAUAUAUGAAGAAUACAUUGAAUAGCUUGCCAGUUUACUACAAUUGUACAUAAUUUUUAUUCAGUUGUACAUACAGAUGGUACGUAGCAAUAAAUUUUUUUCUUAGUCGACUAAAAUUAAGAGUAAUCGAGUUCAUGUUUCGAGCCCCCCGAAAUAAAGUUUCACAU
Messenger RNA from Pocillopora verrucosa, 6955 nucleotides. The record is from RefSeq and is a predicted model, not a curated record. Lineage: Eukaryota; Metazoa; Cnidaria; Anthozoa; Scleractinia; Pocilloporidae.